Molecule: messenger RNA, 3326 nt
Organism: Struthio camelus australis
Lineage: Eukaryota; Metazoa; Chordata; Aves; Struthioniformes; Struthionidae
Source: RefSeq, a predicted model, not a curated record
AAACGAAAAUCCUGUAUCGUUUUUCUCUUCAGGUCUGAACACUGAAGUUUCCUUGCGUGCUUCAGUUUUCAGUUCUGUGGAUAGGUCUUGGAUGGAGAUUCAGGUAUUAAAUAUGCUGUUGUCAAUAGGAAUGCUGAUGUUGUCUGCCACUCAGAUAUUCACUAUUUUGACAGUUCAGUUAUUUGCUUUCCUGAAUCUUUUACCAGUGGAAGCAGAUAUUUUAGCAUAUAACUUUGAAAAUGGAACCCAAACCUUUGAUGAUCUACCUGCUAGGUUUGGCUACAGACUGCCAGCAGAAGGCCUCAAGGGAUUUCUAAUAAAUUCAAAGCCAGAGAACGCGUGUGAGCCUAUAGCCCCACCUCCAUUGAAAGACAACUCGUCCAGUGCUUUUAUUGUGUUAAUUCGAAGGCUCGAGUGCAACUUUGAUAUAAAGGUUUUAAACGCACAGAGAGCUGGGUACAAGGCCGCGAUAGUUCACAACGUUGAUUCUGAUGACCUCAUAAGCAUGGGAUCCAACGACAUUGAGGUUUUAAAGAAGAUUGACAUUCCUUCUGUCUUUAUUGGUGAGACAUCAGCAAAUUCUCUUAAAGAAGAAUUUACUUAUGAAAAGGGUGGCCAUGUUGUGUUAAUCCCAGAGUUCAGUCUUCCUUUGGAGUAUUACUUAAUACCUUUCCUAAUAAUAGUAGGGAUCUGCCUUAUUCUCAUCGUGAUAUUUAUGAUCACAAAAUUUGUGCAAGACAGACACAGGGCAAGAAGAAAUCGGCUUAGGAAAGAUCAGCUUAAGAAACUUCCUGUACAUAAAUUUAAGAAAGGAGAUGAGUACGAUGUAUGUGCCAUUUGUCUGGAUGAAUAUGAGGAUGGAGACAAGCUCAGAAUCCUUCCGUGUUCUCAUGCAUAUCACUGCAAGUGUGUGGACCCAUGGCUGACAAAAACCAAAAAAACAUGUCCUGUAUGUAAGCAGAAAGUGGUCCCUUCUCAGGGGGACUCAGAUUCUGAAACGGACAGUAGUCAAGAAGAGAAUGAAGUAUCUGAAAAUACUCCUUUGCUUAGGCCGUUAGCCUCGGUUAGUACUCAGUCAUUUGGGGCUUUGUCAGAAUCUCGUUCCCAUCAGAACAUGACCGAGUCCUCAGAAUAUGAGGAAGAUGACAAUGACAAUAUUGAUAGUAGCGAUGCAGAAAAUGGAGUAAAUGAAGAAAGUGUAGUGGUUCAACUGCAGCCCAAUGAUGAAAGGGAGUACAGAGCGGCUAAUACUGUUUGAGACUACUAAUGAUGAAAAACAUGUGAACAAAAGAGUUCUUAUGGCUAUAUUUUACACACAUUUACAUAGGGAAUAUAUUUUAUUUUGUAAUUCAUUUGGUUACUACUUCAGUAGGAGCAGCAGGUCAUGUAGUUUAAUUAUACUACAGAUUUAUUUUUGAUUCAGGUAUUCAGUCACACAUUCUGUCUUGUCAACAUGAACAGUUUAACUGGAUUUCACAAUGCUAAUGAAUAAUGUUAAUAGUUUACAUCAACAGAAAUGUCACACUGACUCUACUUUAAAUGUCAGUAUCUUGUUGAAAUGGGAUUUAGCUGGAAAUAGUUUGUUUUUUUUCCCCCCCGUAUUAUGUUUUGUAGGUACAACUGGGUCAUACUGAUAGCAAUAUUUAUUUAUGUGUAUGGUGUUACCCCUUAAGCCCAACUAAAAAUGUAUUUGAUGCAUGUUUGUAUAGGGUUUUCCUAAAAGCUGCCACCACUCCUGAAAGAAAAAUGUAGAACAGAUCAGUGCUCUAUAUGCUGAUAUAUCAAAACAAAGCAGCAGAACUAACACUUCUAUCUCAAAGCAGUGAUUCCAAAUAAUCCUUUGGCAUUUGCAACAGCAGCUGAGUUUAAGCAGUUCUUUUGAGCAGUUCCUAGGAUAAGGAAACUUAUCUGUUUAGUUUUAAGUAAUUCACAAAGUAAGGUCCAUCGUUAACACAUUAACUGGCCCUAUUUGCUACUACCAUGUAGUCUAGUUUCCUGUGAUUAUGUGCAAAAUGUGGGGGUGACCAAAACAGAAAAGACGAGAGAAAUUCCACAUAGAAAAAAAAAAAAAAUUAGGUAAGUUAUUCUAUUGGUCCUCAGUCAUACACCUCUUACUAAAGAGCAUUUUAUGCUGCAUUAGUCUGCUAAACUAUGUACAUAGAAAAGUUGUUCUUUUCAAAUAUCUGAUUUGAAAACAAGUGCUUAUAACUAUUUAACAGAACUCAAUACUUAACACUGUAUCAUGAAAAAAUAAAUUAUAUAUAAUACCUCUGUAACUAUGUAGAAAGUAACAACACAUCUGUAUAAUCAAAAUGCAGAGAUCUUUUUAUAUGGCCUUGAAUAAGGAAGCUUGAAAGAAUGUUAAUAAACAUGUUUUCCACUUUAAGGAUCAAAAGGAAUUUAUUUAACUUUUGCAUUACUUACUCUUUACAUUUAUUGCUGUGUAUACAAUGAAUGUGAGUUUAAAAAUGUUUAAAGAUCCAGAACACCUACCUGUUAAGAUCCCUUAGUAACAGUAAGUCACCUACAUGAUACUAUGUAUAUACUGAUCAACAAUAUAUGCAGUGAAACUGAGUUACUUAGAAAACCUUAAUUUGGGUUCACUUAAUGAAUUUGUGAGUUCAGAGCAGAAGCUUCAGUCGCUCUAGGUCUUUGCAUGUACUUUGCAUGGGGGAGAGGGGGAAGACGACCAGAGUACCGUUAAUAUUUCCUGCCCACCGUGCCAAGACCUUUACAGCUGGAGAUCGUAUGCCUGUGUUCUGGAAGUCAGAAAACACGAAAUCCUGGGCUGAGCAGCUUACAGGUGAGGCAUUUUCAAUUGUUAUUUCUGACCUAAUGCACAGUGCAGCUAUGCCCUCCUUGAUUACAACCUGGGAAUGGAAAUCAUCUCUCUUGGACUGGCUAAGAGCCAAGAAGUUUAAUUAGACUUCUCAGAAGGAGGCAUGGCAAAAAGAUAAUAACUGAAGAAUGAUUUGUCUUCCAGCUACUGCCACCAUGGGAUUAGGGCCAAACAAUGUAUUAUAUCUCCACCCAUAAAAUUCCAUUAUACAGUUUAAAAAUGAGUAUUACUUUCACUCAAACUUACAAAUAUAUAGUUAUGCCCAAGUACGAAAACUGAAUUCUGAAAAAUUACGAAGCAAACAACUUGGCUGAAUAGGUUCCUGCUGUUCGUAUGCAAUGAGUGCACGUGAGUGUUUAUUCACAUAGUAGUUCAGGUGCCCCAAAACCUGAAGUGUGUGUGAACUGAAAUAAACUUCAUAACAUAUGGCAUGUGCAACCCUGAUUGUAGUAUUUGCAGCAAUGAAAAAAGUAAAAUGAUACUCUUA